Diabrotica virgifera virgifera (western corn rootworm) is the source of this 941-nucleotide messenger RNA. Its product is annotated as cuticle protein LPCP-23-like. The record is from RefSeq and is a predicted model, not a curated record. NCBI's taxonomy places the organism in Eukaryota, Metazoa, Arthropoda, Insecta, Coleoptera, Chrysomelidae. The transcript is spliced from 2 exons. The coding region runs from base 106 to 879 and encodes 257 amino acids.
ACUGUCGAAAGUGGUUUAGUUUUAGGUGGAAUUAAUCUCUAUAAAAACGCUUCAUUGUUUUUUAAUGGUAUCAGUUUCUUGACAACUUACAACCAUCAAUACAACAUGGCUUUUAAAGUAAUCAUCUUUGCCUCAUUUUUGGCUUUCGCCAACGCCGGUAGCUGGGAUAGUACAUUAGCAGUUCCCGCAGCUCCAGUAGUAUCAGCUUAUCACUCGGCUCCAGUAUUGGCUGCUCCUGCUGUUUCCAAAUCGAUUGUCCAAACCUACACCAGCCACCCAGCGCCUGUAGCCGUUGCUGCUCCAGUUUUAGCUAAAUCAGUAGCUCCAGUAGUAUCCGCCUAUUCCGCUCCAUUGGCUCUACCAGCUCACGGACCUGUUGUAUCUGCCUACUCUGCUCCAUUAUCUCUACCAGCCCAUGGGCCAGUUUUAUCAUCAUACUCCGCUCCAUUGUCUCUACCAGCCCAUGGUCCUGUUGUAUCAGCGUACUCAUCUCCAUUAUCUCUACCAGCCCAUGGCCCCGUUUUAUCGGCGUACUCAUCUCCAUUGUCUCUACCAUCCCAUGGCCCCGUUGUAUCAGCGUACUCAGCUCCAAUAGUAGCUAAAAGCCCCCUUUCGUAUGCUGCACAUUCACCAGUUGUCUCUGCUUACUCUUCCCCACUUCUCUCAUCGUACUCUGCACCAAUUGUAUCCAAGAGUGUAUCUCCUCUAGCUUAUGCUGCACCUUCUCCAGUUUUAUCAGCCUACUCUUCUCCAGUUGUAUCUGCUUACUCUUCACCAAUUCUAGCUAAGAGUUUGGCUCCAGCACCAGUUGCCUAUGCCGGGCACGCUGCUCCAGUUCUAUCCGCUUACUCUGCUGGACCCGUUGUUCAACAAUGGUAAUUGCAAAUGUGAUAAAAAUCUUUAAGUUAUUUAUUUAUGAAUAAAGAAACGUUAGUAAAGCA